Tachysurus fulvidraco (yellow catfish) is the source of this 2303-nucleotide messenger RNA. RefSeq names its product TGFB-induced factor homeobox 1 (gene tgif1). Gene Ontology annotation, biological process: regulation of transcription by RNA polymerase II. Gene Ontology annotation, molecular function: RNA polymerase II cis-regulatory region sequence-specific DNA binding; DNA-binding transcription factor activity, RNA polymerase II-specific. NCBI's taxonomy places the organism in Eukaryota, Metazoa, Chordata, Actinopteri, Siluriformes, Bagridae. The transcript has 3 exons. Bases 575 to 1312 code for a protein of 245 amino acids. The record is from RefSeq and is a predicted model, not a curated record.
ACAGACUUUCAGUCGGGUACAAGACCAAAUGUGUCUCAAACGGCGCUCGAUUAUUAAUGUUUAUGUUUAACGGAAAGAUUUCUUUAAGAGCUCAUAACCAAUGCUUUAUUAGUAAAUUAAGUAAGACUUUAACACAAAAGCAGACCUCAUGAACGAACGUUAAUCAUCCAUUAAUAUACAUCAUUAAUUUGCUUUAAAAAAAAAAACUUUACAAGUAUUUCAUCCCUCACUUGUUUCUUUCAUCCCUCAUUUUCCGCGCGGAUGAUGAACAGUUUUUGUCCGUUCGGAGGGCGGAACCUUCGGGUGGCUGCUGAGAGUAACGCAGCUGUCAAAGAUAGCUGUCACCCAGCUUCAUGAUCACACACACACACACAGGCUAAAGCACACCCGAGGAACACAUUGUCCCAUGUUGUUGACAAGGUGUCAGCCUUCUCACAGCUGAAUACCAGCACUUUACUCCACCGGACUGAAACAUUAGUGAAUCCACACGUCUGAGGAUUUAACACGUAAACCUUAAGGAAUAAAUUCGACACCAGACCACAACAGGACGUGAACAGGGAUUUAUUUUACGGUUAUGAAGACUAAAAAGGGUAUGUUGGCCACUUCUGGCAGUGAGACAGAAGAUGAGGAUAACAUUGAUUUGCCUCUCGAUCUUUCAUCGAGUCGUGGACCUGCAGCCAAAAGAAAACGAAGAGGCAACCUGCCUAAAGAAUCUGUACAGAUUCUCAGAGAUUGGCUUUACGAACACCGGUAUAAUGCCUACCCUUCAGAACAGGAAAAAGCACUGCUAUCAAAAGAGACUCAUCUUUCCACACUUCAGGUGUGUAACUGGUUCAUAAAUGCCCGUCGAAGACUCUUGCCAGAUAUGCUAAGGAAGGACGGUAAAGACCCAAACCAGUUUACCAUUUCACGCCGUGCCAGCAAGACACCUGAAAGCAUGAGUGACCGCUUACACUCACCUAAACAUGAUAGCUAUGAACCUGGCUCACCUGCUUGCCCAGACAUCAUGAUCUCCACCAGUAUUUCCAGAAAAACUGCAUCACCCACAAUGCCACCUUCACCCACUCUGGCCCGUCCCUCUGUCAUUUGCCAUACUACCAUCACUGCUACAGGUCCAAAGGUUGAUGGGACCACAGACUUAGCAGUCUUCAGCUACCCCUCAGGAACAGGACUGGGCACGGAAUUCAACACCCCACCACCUACCCCCCCUGACCUGACAGCACAGGACUUCAGUGGCUUCCAGCUUCUUGUGGAUGUGGCAUUGAAGAGAGCUGCCGAGUUGGAGCUUCAGGCUAAACGAGUGCUUGCUUGAAUACCGGAAUCGGAUAAAUCUUUAGAGGAAAGAUAAUAUCCACAAACAUUCAUUCCUGGCCCCCAACCCCUUUGACAUGUACUUUUUUCAAGGAGAUUGGGGAUGCGACAUGGUGACAGACAGUGUCAUAGAGUCCUUGUCAUUUCUAUUUUUGUUAAAUGUAAAUCCAGUCUGUUAAAAUUUGUUAGUACAAUACACAUUUUAAGGGGCCAUGGCAGUCCACAUUUUUUUUCUCUUUCAUUUUUGUAAACAAAUAUGUAUCUAUACAUAUAUAUAUAUAUAAUUUUUUUUUUUGCACACGUGACCAAAAAUACAUAUACAAAGAUUUUGUAGAUUGUGAGUAGGGUGACAUUUAUCUUCUCUGUUGUGGUGUUCCAUUGAGUUUUGCAGAGGUUUGUCCCGUCAUUCACCCCUGACUCAUUUGUAGAGAGAGAAUGGUUAUGCAGUUUUUUCUACAAAUAUUUUUUGCACAAUACGGCAGAUCAUCUGUCUACUGCCCUGUUUCUUUAAUGUACUGUUAUCACUACUGUUCCAGGUCAUAUAUAUAUAGAAUUUUACUUGAGUUUUUUAUUUUGUUACUUUGUGUAAACAAAUCUUUGUUGUUGUUGUUUUUUUUUAGUAAUGUUUUGUUGUUCCUUUUUUCUUUUUCUCUUGAGGGAUAUUCAGAUGUAGUAUAACAUUAGUCUUGGAGUCUCUCAGAACAGUCAGUGUAGAAAUGGCCAGUGAAUGUGCCCCUCCUCUCAACAUAAAAACACAUAUAUACCUAAAAGCCUACAGCUUCAUGGCAUCUCCAAAAGCCCCAAUCUGCACAUUCUACACACGUAUUGUGCCCUAGCAAGUUUGAGGAAUGAACACUAAAUAAUUUCUGUGCAUUUGCAUGUGCCUUUAUAUUUUAUUGUUGAUGUAACUACCCACAGAAGGACAAUGCUUUUACAUCAUGUUAUUUACGAAAUAUAAGAAGAUAGAAUAAAUUCCAAAAAUAUGCAUCAUA